Molecule: messenger RNA, 11351 nt
Organism: Hypanus sabinus (Atlantic stingray)
Lineage: Eukaryota; Metazoa; Chordata; Chondrichthyes; Myliobatiformes; Dasyatidae
Product: zinc finger protein PLAG1-like
Exons: 6
Coding region: 622-2127 (501 amino acids)
Source: RefSeq, a predicted model, not a curated record
ACAAUGGCCGCUGGAAGGAGGCUAAAGCAAACAAUUUUUAGGCCCGCGGUGAAACAAAAAUAUGAGAAAAAAAUUUUUAAAAAUUCGUAACAUUGUUUAAAGCUGGAAAAAAUACGGGAAAGUGAUGUUGAGUGUCCCGCGGGUGAUACUUCUGAGUACUGUAUGCUGUUUAAAUUGAGCAAGAAAAGCCACAACCAAACAGCACUGCUAAUCUGUAAUUGGUGGCAAAAGGCCGUCAAAAAUGGGACACGCCCAAUUCUGCUCACAACCCAGAAGAAUUGGUGAAACUGGCUGAGGAUGCUAUACGUGAAGCUGGAAAUUUGAACUAUUUUUAAACGGUGAAGUACAAAGAAGAGACUGUACAAUCGCCAGCAGGAUAGUCAGGAGUGGAAGCCUAGAGCCUCUGCAUUUCAAUCAUACCUGUAGAUCGGUGCGGUGUCCCCACUUCCAUUUUCUUAAAAGGGAACUACACGCGUGACCUGUGUCUGCCGUCCAAGGUCCUAACCGCCAAAUGUGUUGAACACAUGAAACUACACCAGAAAGAAGAAACAGAAGUUGCUUUAUAUCAGUACAACUGGGCAAACACCAAGUGUCCAGUAAUUAGGCCUACAGCAGACUGCGAUGGCCACUGUCAUCCCCGGUGAUCUUUUAGAAGUAACAGAUACCCAGAAGGUUCUAGUGGGGAAACGUAAACGUAGUGAAACCAAAUCCAGAAAAUCCUUUCCUUGUCCAUUGUGUGGAAAGAUCUUCACUAGUGUUGAGAAAUUGAAAGUGCAUUCAUAUUCACAUACUGGAGAGAGACCCUACAAGUGUUCACACGAGGACUGUACCAAGGCCUUUGUGUCUAAGUAUAAACUACUGAGGCAUAUGGCCACCCAUUCACCUCAGAAGACCCACAAGUGUACUUACUGUGAGAAAAUGUUCCAUCGUAAAGAUCAUCUAAAGAAUCAUCUGCAAACUCAUGAUCCAAAUAAGGAAGCCUUCAAGUGUGAGGAAUGUGGGAAAAGCUACAAUACAAAGCUUGGUUAUAAGCGUCAUUUAGCUCUGCAUGCUGCAACUAGUGGUGACCUUACUUGUAAAGUGUGCUUACAAACAUUUGAAAGCACAGGAGUGUUACUGGAGCAUCUGAAGACACAUGCUGGCAAGUCGACAAGUGGCACAAAAGAAAAAAAACAUCAUUGCGACCAUUGUGACCGUUCUUUCUACACUCGUAAAGAUGUUCGAAGACACAUGGUAGUGCAUACAGGAAGGAAAGACUUCCUUUGUCAGUAUUGUGCCCAGAGAUUUGGGCGGAAGGACCACCUGACCCGCCAUAUGAAGAAAAGUCACUCUCAGGAACUGCUAAAGGUGAAAACUGAACCAGCAGAUCUUAUGGAUAUACUUAGUUCAAAUACUACAUUGUCAUUAAAAGAUGAGCUAAGUCCAGUGAUGUCAGUGGUUUCCAGUGAGUUGACAACUAGAUCAUUUACAAACACUUUACAAAUGAAUAUCUACAGUGCCCAUAUUCAGACCAUGCAAACAUUAGGGGCAACAAAUCAAAUGGUCUCUUCUCCAUUACCAUUGGGGAUGGGUUGCCCACUAGACAUUGAGACUUCAAUUCGUGCUCCUCAAGAACUUUCCUCAAAAUAUUUUCUUGGUUCUACCUCAUAUGCCAUUGCAAUGCCUGAUAAAGGACAACCAUUAAAAAGUGAAAUAGACAGCUACUUAAUGGAUUUACAUAGUGAUUUACUCCCCUCUGCCCAUGACACUCAAUCAUCCUCAUCAAAACAGGGCAUGGAGUCGCAGCCAGGAUCUUUGGCUGAUGGAUGUGGGGAUGUUUUGCUUUCUAAAAGCCCAGCACUCCUCAGUGAACCUCUAAAUACUUCAUCAGCAGACUUUUCUCAGUUAUUAAGUUUCUUACCUUUAAAUAACUCUUCAUACAAUCAGCCAGUUUCUUCGGGCAAUUCUGGUAUGUGUUAUACCCAAGAGGAACCUCAUACAUCCUUAAUUCCUCUCCCACCCCAGUACCAGGAUUCACAUGAAACUGGUAACAGCAUUGGUCUCAAUGCUCUCCAUCCCUUAUCUACAGUUUUCACUACUGGUUUAAGCACAACAACCCUGCCACGUUUUCACCAGGCUUUUCAGUAGAUAGUAUGAUAUUUCUUAACCAUUUCCUUUAUUGUAAAAGCAAUUAUCCUGAUGAAACAUUAAGGAAUUAGACUGUACAUCUCUGGUUGUAACAACAGUGCUGCUUUGUGAAUGACCACCACAGGCAAAAAAUAUACAAUACUGUUUAUUUGUGGUCAUAAUAGGAAUAUUCUAUUUAGCAGUCGAUUUCUAAUAAUAGACACUAAGAGUAAAUUUGAGUCUAAACCAUCAAUAAUAGACUCACUGACAGCCUAGAUGUUUACAAUAAGAAUUGAUACAAAAUGGCACAGCCCUGAACCCUUUCAUUGCAAUGAUUGUUGAGUUCUAAUUUUAGGCUGUACUGACACCAUAAUCAGUCUUUCAGAUUCAUAUAACAGAUAGUGACUGCAAAAUUCACAGUGCUUUAUAUCUUUUAAGCAAACUAAAAGAUUGCUGCUCUGUUAAAUAAUUUUGCACAGUUCCACUUAUUGGAUGUUUUGAAGAUGCAUUUUGCAUUUAAAAAUGCUGGAACACCAAAAAGUUUUUGAACUCUGGCCAUAUCAAUGCACAAAAUUGGUUUUAUAUGUAAUCCAUUUACUUCAUUUAGAAAAAUGCAAAGGAUUUUCUUAACAAAGUUCCUGGUGAAAACUUAUAUAAAAAAAUAAACUUCGCAUCAGAUUUGAUUCUGUAUCUUCAAAAAUAUGGAACACCGGAUACAUGGUUCGUUAAUUAAUUUUCAAUUCCUUGUUGUAGAGUGGCAGUAUAAAUAAGAGUUUUUCUUUCUAAUUUAAAUUGAUUAAAUGACACAUAGAACUUAAGUUUAAUAAGAUUAUGAUUUAAACUUCUGAAUUAGACACAUGAAUAAAAGCCACAUAUACUUUUUCCAUUUUGAUCUUAUAACACUAUUUCAUCUAUUAGAUUAUUAAUUAUAUCCAACAUAUGUGGAACUUGCCCUCAAUGUAGAACAGUUUAAGUGAUACCCAAGGUCCAAAAAUUAAGCGCAGCCUUAAGAGGUGAAGAAAUAAUUGGUAAAGGGGAAUAAAUAUUCUGAUAAAAUUUAACUUGCAUUUCUACUUGUUUCGUUAACCAAAUUCUCAAAUAAUUUUGAGUAUUGGGUAAGCCAUCAUUGUCACAAGUAGCAAGCAAUUAGCUAAGUAGUGUGUGUUGAGAAACUAUUUUCUCAUUAAGAUAACAAUUUGGCCCAUCUUUGUGCAAUCGUCUGCUCCUGACCUGAAGUUAUUCCAUCUGCUUUGGACUAGUUUCUUCAGACAUUUCCUUUGUUUUCCUGAACUAUUUUACUAACUCACCUCCAUGUGUGCAUUUUGUACUGUUCAAAUUGAUUAUAUCAUUUAUAAAAUUGAAAAUAUAUGAACUUGUAAUAGUUUAGCAGGUAAAAGAAAUUGAUAUCUUAAGAUUUAUUUUGAUCUGAAACCCUCAUCUGUUUUCAGCUGAAACCAAUUGUAUUUACUGAGCCUUUUCUUAUAUUAAAAUUAGAAAAUUAUGAAAAUACUCAGCAGGCCAGGCAACAUCUGUGGAGAGAGAAACAAAAUUUAAGGCUAAUCUUCUUUGUUUUCUGUAUGUGUUUCAACUAUACAUUAGAUCAGAUAGACAUAUUAAGGAAUUAUUAAUUUGGAUUUAAAUGGCAGAGUUCAUUUCAUUUUGAGCAGCAUUUUGAGGAAUACUAUUUGUUGCAUUGUACUAUUCAGACUACGUGAAUGUCAUUGUUUAUACAAAAAUUUAAUAUUCUACUGUUAAACAAUAAUCUACAAGGUCUGUGAACAUGAUUUAAUUAGCUAUUCAAUCCCUGUAACCAGCCGACAAAUAGGACUUUGAAUUUAGUAUGGUAAGUCUAUACUUAGUAAAGAAUGUGUUACAAUCGAAGUGAUUAGUUAGCUGUAAGAUGAUACCAAAGGAUUUAUAUUGAAACUCACACAAACUUAAGAUAGAUAAAUAAAAUUUUAAGUAUUGGAAGUCAAGUAAAAGCAAAAUACUGGAAACACAGUCUGAUGUCUAUAAAGCAGAUAGGUCAAUGUUCAUGUAAAAUUGGUCAGCUCUGCCAGGGGAUCUAAAAGGUUGCCUGCUAUAUAAAUGCUUUGAAAUUGGUUUUGCUUCUGUCACAUAGGCUGUUUGAAUAUAUUAGCUUAUGGAACACUACUAAACUAAAAUAAAUGGUGCCCAAAAAGGUGGAAUAUAGGGAAGUACCAAAGAAACUGUUUAGCUGUGAUUUGCAAGGUAUUUUAUAUCAGAUCUAUAUUUGGUCUCUGCAUUCCUCGUAAGAAUUAAUAGCAAAUAGUUGAUAAAUCCUUGAUAUGUUACUUCACUGCUUCGGUUAUGUCAUGUUAAAUUUUGGUUUCUUUCACAAUUUUGCAUUUAGUCAUUUCCUGUUGACCCAAUAUUUUAAAUAUUCAUUGACCGAAAAUGUUUUCAACCCAAUGAGAUGCAAAUUUAUUUCAGUUCACGUAAAUGGAUUUUUCUUUCUAUUUGCUAUGAUGAAAUUUAUUAUUCUUGAGCCUGUGUUGACCCCAUUACUUUGAAUGCAGGUUGCUAGUACUAAAUGGGGUUGGAAUAAUAGCUCCCAAUUGUACUCACCUCUGCACAUCUGGUUCCUUACACUUCAUAAAAUCAAGUCACAGGCAAGUUCAGCUGGUGGCCCAAAUUCUCACAAACAUUUAAUACUAGCAGCCAAAGACAAGUUUCACCCCAUAAACAUUUGGCUUCACUGAAAGUGCUUCUUCACCAAAACAAACCCUUUGUUAAAAAUUAGUACUUUUAUUUCCUACUCCAUCAAUGAAGAAGUGGGAUAGGAUUUUUUAUUAGAUCAGUUAACAUUUCAUCGAUUUUUGUAGUUUAAUUUCAAAUCUUUUUGUGAAUUAAGUUAAAAAAUAUUCAAGUAUUGAAAAUAUUUUACUGCUGCUAGAUUUAUUAGGAUUAGAGAAUAUUAUUGCAGGAGGAAGUUUUUGGGCUCUUUGAAAGCAUUUUCUUUUCCCUCUGUAGCCCUGCAGUGACCUUUUCCUCAAGGCUCAAGUCAAGCCUUACUUCGCCUGUCCAGCUUACUUUUAAAGAUGCUAAUGAAAUGAAAAUCGCAUUUUGUUUCCUGUUUUGUUUAGUAAUGAUCUCCCCCAAGCUAGAGAGCAUGGUAUCACAAACUCUUGUCACCCUUAAAAUCUUCUGUGUCACUUCUUAACUUCACAACUAUUCUUUUAAUUAUACAGUAUAAACUUUUACCUAAAUAUCCCUGUAUGCCCCUUAUCAGUUAAAGUAUCACAGUGCACCUCAGUGCUCUUAAAGUUUUGAACCUUUUUUGAAGUAUGGUCCAAGAAUUAUUCACAAUAUUGUCCUAAUGAUUAAGUUUCUGUGUGAUUUCUUGUGUCUUCUAUUUCUCCAUUGAUUAAUCAAUAUGCUCCUUUUCACCUCGUCAACAUCAAAGUAAAUAUAUAUCAGAACAUCAGAUUUAUUGUGUUGAAGUAAUAUCUUCAUAUAUCUAGACGAGCUUAGAAUCAGGUUCAAUAUCACUGGCAUGUAUUGUGAAAUUUACAGCAGCUGCACAAUGAAAUACAUGAUAAAUAAAUAUAGAGAAAAAUGGAAUUACAUUAAAUAUAUAUUUAAUAGUUAAAAAACAGAAUUACAUUGUGUGUGUGUAUAUAUAAAGUCGAAAUAAGUAGUGCAAAAAAAGCAAAAGUAAGAAGUACUGAGGUAGUGUUACUGGGUUCAGUGUCUAUUUAGAAAUCGGAUGGCAGAGGGAAAGAAGCUCCCGUUAUGGAUGAUGAAAAAGAGCAGGAAAUAGAACUGAAAGGACAUACCUUAAAAACAAAUGUUCCCGAAAUUGUUAAACACUCAUCUCUUAGCAGUUCUAUAUAGCUCUGUCUUUGAAUAUCACUAGUCCAGGAAGAUGUUAAGGUCAAUAGACAAUAGACAAUAGGUGCAGAAGUAGACCAUUCGGCCCCUCGAGUCUGCACCGCCAUUCUGAGAUCAUGGCUGAUCAUUCACUAUCAAUACCCAGUCCCUGCCUUGUCCCCAUAUCCCUUGAUUCCCCCAUCCAUCAGAUAUCUAUCUAGCUCCUUCUUGAAAGCAUCCAGAGAAUUGGCCUCCACCGUCUUCCGAGGCAGUGCAUUCCACACCUCCACAACUCCCUGGGAGAAGAAGCUCUUCCUCAACUCUGUUUUAAAUAACUGACCUCUUAUUCUCAAUCCAUGCCCUCUGGUACUGGACUCUCCCAACAUCUGGAACAUAUUUCCUGCCUCAAUCCUAUCAAAUCCUUUAAUUAUCUUAAACGUUUCAAUCAGAUCCCCUCUCAAUCUCCUCAAUUCCAGGGUGUACAAGCCCAAUCUCUCCAAUCUCUCUGCAUAAGACAGCCCUGCCAUCCCAGGAAUCAACCUAGUGAAUCUACGCUGCACUUCCUCAAUUGCCAGAAUGUCCUUCCUUAAACCUGGAGACCAAAACUGUACACAAUAUUCCAGGUGUGGUCUCACCAGGGCCCUGUACAAAUGCAAAAGGACAUCCUUGCUCUUGUAAAAGAGCAUAGAUUUCAUGUUUCCUAGUAUAUUCUUAGUGGAAUUUUAUGGGAAAAAAUACAGAUGGGACACAAGCUGAAGAGCUGCAAAAUGAACAAUUUUUAGCAUCCUGUGAAAUAUAGGUUUGGUGAUUUGGGAAUUAAAUACAUUUUUUUAAGGGAGUGCAGGUUUUUCCAACUAUGUAUGCUUGGGGACAAUGUAUACUGAGUGCUGUGCAUUUGGAACAAAGAUUGGUAAUUUGAUUGAAUUAAGGGAAGAAGAAAUUUGGACAAGAAAUCAAACUGGAGGUCAGUGAUUAGCCAUGUUGGUGGAGCAACCUCUAAACUCUUGGAUUACUUUUUACUCUCAUUUCCUUUCCCCAAAUAAACACAAAACUAAUAGAAACUCUGCUGAAUUUACAUAAAGAAUGGACAAACUGAGGAGGUGCUGGACUAAUGCUUAGCACCAGUAAAUGUAAACAAGAGGAGGAAAUUUAGGAGUACUUUAAGUUUUUUGUUAGGGACCUUGUAUACUUGCAAUUUCUUGUAAAAUAAUGAAUUUUGAAAUGCAUUGAUUCCACAUCUGAAUACCAUUUUCUAUGCUAUUAAUAUUCAGUAAUGUCUUGGAAUCAACAUUUUUUCAUGAAAUAACAUACAAAAUUAUAAUUAUUGCAGUUUGUGCUUCAGCAGAAAAUUGUAAUGCAUAUAAAGUAGCUUAUUAAAAAUUACUAGUCAAGAAAUAUGUUCUUUACUGUACUACUGUAAUGGUGCAGUAUUAGUCAUUCUACAAUAUGAUUUGGAGUCUGUUCAAUUAACUUGUUUGACCCCUGGUCUGAUAUCUGACCAAUUGCCUUAUCUCUUUAUUCAAUCAAGCCUAACCUUACCAACCUAUGCUUUUGAAAUACAUUCUCCAGGCAAGUGUACAUUACAAUUAUGUAUCCCUGGGGAAAAAGACUUGCAAUUCCUGAAGAAAUUUACCUCACUGUCAAAUGGCCAAUCCUUUCCCUGAGAGGAUGUUGUUAAUUCUUGAUUUUCAGGCUGUUAAAAUGGUAUCUCCCUUAUCAAAGUUUUGUAGAAUGAUAAAUAUUUAAUGAAGACCGUAGCAGAUCAUCAGAACACCACGUUGAGCAAGCGUAUCUUCCUUUGGGAGUGGAGUUUAAAACUGGACACAAGUUUUACAUAGAGCCGUUCUCACCAAAGUGCCUGGUAUAAUUGCAGGAAGAAUUCUAUAUGUAUACACAUAUCUUUUCAGUAAAGACCAACACACUCCAUGUUUUGUUACCUGCCUCAUGUAUGAGAUAGACAGAUCUUUCCAAACAAUGUUUACUGAAAGCCUUGAGAAUCUGUAUUUCUCUUCUUUGCUUUCUCCUCCAUUUUAUAUAGUAGUGACAUUACCAUGCUAAUCUUUUAAUUGCUUGAACCACUUUAUUAGUUUUUUAAGAUCAUCAACAAUGCAGCCAUUGUCUUUACAGUGACCUUAUCCCUCCUAAGAUGUAGUUCAUCAUGUCAGGUUUUAUUUUAAGUUAAGAAUCUAAUUUCAGACUUCUUUGUUUAGUUCUAACAAUUAAUCUUGAUGAGAUCAGAUUUCUCGAGAGUAUCCCUUUAUCAUGAGCAUAAGCAAAGUGCCCAGGCAAAAUGUGCAGUUUAUUCAACCCAUUGAGACUCCAUGAUGGCUACCUUAUGAUUUUUAAUCUGGUUUCCUUUAUGGUAAAGUCAAACUGAUCUUAAAUUAUAUUGAUCAACAAUUCAAUUAAACAUCAAUUAAAUGUUAAAUCGGCAUGAAUUUUGUACGAGCACUAAAGAUUUUGUGUGCAGUGACACUGGGUGGAAAUCUUGACUAUAUUCGAAGACAUUUUUUAAUUACUUUCAGAAAUGGAAUAUGCCUCUGGUCAUAUGCUAUGUGAAUUUGAAAGUUAGUAUCUAACCAUUUAUAAAUUAAACCUAUUUUUUGGUGGAAGGGUACAGUAUAUGCUUAAAUUCUGAGAUAUAAAUUAGAAUUUUAACUGACCAUGAUACAUUCGUCAUGACUGUAUGGUGGGCCAUUAUUCAAUGCAGUGGGAUAGGUGCCUCUUGUAUGUAAUGUAUAGUUCAACAUAUCGUUGCCAGUGCUGUUGAAUGGAUGGUUUACCUUGCAUGGGUAGAUGCUUGAAACAAGUAAUUAAUGACAAGUAUUUUAAUUGUAUCAAGUCCAUUAGCUACUGGAUAAAGUGCUUAGUUCAUAAGAUUGCAAUCCUUAAAUUCAUUUGAAACAGAAUAAAUGCAAAAAUUAUAGAUUUGAAAAUACUUGGGGUGUGAAGAAAAUCUCGUAUAUUGGUGCAUUGCAUUAUUUAAAAACUUAAACAUUAUAUAAUGCAUUGCAUACUGAACCAAGCAAAUGCUACGUAGCUGGUUACAUUGAAACCUUGCUUCAAAUUCAGAUACAUGUUGUCUAUAAAUUUUCAACCAUGAAUUUAAUUGCUUAAAAAUAAUGCUCACACUAACGUUGGAAUUUAGAAAUUUUCCAGUCAAGCAGCAUCUUACAGAGAGCCAAACAGGUGAACUUUCAGAUAGAUGUUCUUGGCCAGGAGGGCUUCUCUCUUUAUAGGUGCUAUAUGACCUGCUGAGAUUUUAAAUUUGUACUUCUAUUUGUAUUUCAAACUUCUGAUGCUCCUUCGGGAGUCGGGGUCCUUUUUUUAGGAAAACUAAAAUUGGAAUGAUAUGGCUUAUAUUUAAAACUGAAGUAAGAAUUCUUUGCUUGGGCACGGAGAUAGACCGAGUAAGUAAAACUGUGGUUGCAACACAACUGAAAUGGAAAUGGUGUGAAGAUGACCAGUGUUGUUUAAUGUUUGUAUUUUACAGACAGUGUGUAAAUGAAACCACAAUUACAGUUCUAGAUAUGUAAGCUCUCUUCAAAAGGAAGGAUAUUUCUUUACAUUGUGAAUGUCUCAUUUAAAUCUGACUUUAUUUUAGAUUUGGUCAAGAGAAAACCUUUGUAUGCAAGGAUGCCUGCUUAUGAAUAAAUAGAGCUAUCAGUUUAGGAGUCUGAGAAGAAGCCCCCAUGACACAUGGAUAGUUUAUAUUAGAAAACCAAUCUCUGAUAAAUGGGGGGCGGUGGGCAAAAGUCUGAUUUAUUCUGAAAAUAAUCUCCUGUAAACAAAAUGGAUUGUUAUGAUCAAUCCUGGCAUAUAAAUUGUAUCCAAACUCUAAUAGGUUGGUGAAUUUUAAACAGUUACCCUUUUCACAUGAUUGUUUUUUUCAUAAGUCAACUAAAGCACAAGCAAGUGCAUGCUGCUUGAGAAAUUGAAUUUUCAUGAUGUUAAAUGUUAUAUUUUUCAAAAUUGUGUAAAGGUACAGUUGUUUUUAUAGAAGCAUAAAAGUAAAAUGUUAGACUAUUGUUGCAACACAUAUAGUAAAUAGUCCAAGUUGUAGCUUUGUCUACAGAAUAUGUGCAAAAUAAUCUAUAUAUUUUUAGCACUUUCAUAUUCAUUAAUCCUUUAAGAGUAUCUCUUGAAGGUCGUAUCUUUAACCAUCAUUACAAACUUGUUUCAAGUGCCAUUAGAUUUCAUAUUAGAUCAUUAGAUUAUAAAAUAAAUUUGUAUAUAAAAUUUUACAUUUUUUAUUUAACUUUUAGCAGGUACAAAUGUCAUAGCAUUUCUUUUAUUAAAAAGUGUUGUAUAUGCUUGCACAGUUGCUGUGUCUCACUUAGGGAGUUUACUUUACAUUCAAGUCAACAUUACAAUAACCAGUAUCUGAUAUGAUGGUUCUUUGCUGCUGCCGUCCCAUCAGCUCUCUGUAAAUAACUAUUUAUACAGACAGGAAAAUACACAAGUGAAACUAUUGUGGUACAAGUGAAGCAAAUUUGGUGGGGAACACUCCUGCAACAUUUUUUUGAAGUAUAUAUUUUGCUGCUAAUUCACAUUGGUUGGAGGAAACCAUUCCUCGUGGUGCUAUGAACUUUCCCUUUCUUUAUCUGUUACUAUAGAUCUAUAAUUCAAUUAAAGUAGGGAAAUCAAAUGGCAAAAGUGCUACAAAAAUUCUUAAGUACCUAGUCUUUGUGUGAAGUUACAAGUUAUGUAGUUGUGGCAAAAGGUGAUGGUAAGAAUUGUCUGGCCCAAAGUUGAUUAGGUAUUGACAUGCUUGGCCUCUCUGUAUAACUGAGGAUUGUUCAAAUGACAUGAGCUAUGGUGCAUUUAAUUCUGAAAACAUUGUAGCAUUUCAUGCAGAUCAUUCCCUCUUUACUACCCCGCCCUAACAGAAUUAUUACAUCUAUGUUACGAUACGUGCAUAUUUUGCAUCUCCAUGUGGAAAUAAAAGAUUGCAAAAAAAACUUUAUUGCCCCCUACUUCUGUAUAAUGGAAGUGUAAGAGUUCAGUGGGUUUUAAGUGAAACUGAAAUAGAUGUAAACACAAUUAGAUAUUUAAUUGGUUUAAGACAUAUUAGUUUAAAGUAAACCAACACUGAUGGAAGAAACUAACCGCAUUCCACAUUGGAUUUUGUACUACUUUUAUUUUAUCAAUUGCUAUCUUGUUCAGAAUGGAAAACAUUUUGCUUAUGUAUACACUUAUCAAUGUAUUUACAUACUACUGGUAUCUGUACAAAUAUAGGCAUAAAUGAUGUUUUUAAAAAAGCUUUUACAACUUAAAACUACAGUAAAAAAAACUUUAGAAUUUAAUCUUUACAUCCAAAGAAAUGCUUCAAAAGCAAACUGAUUAUUUAUUGUGCCAGAUAACCUGCAUUUUUGUAAACAAAUUUACUAUAAUAAAACAGUUCUGCUGCA